This is a messenger RNA of Coregonus clupeaformis (lake whitefish), 1216 nucleotides long. Its product is annotated as microtubule-associated serine/threonine-protein kinase 2-like. The record is from RefSeq and is a predicted model, not a curated record. Lineage: Eukaryota; Metazoa; Chordata; Actinopteri; Salmoniformes; Salmonidae. Bases 806 to 1216 code for a protein of 136 amino acids. The transcript is spliced from 4 exons.
AUAAACAACUUGAAGACAUAUGCUGAACCUAGCCCAGUGGUCUGUGAUACUAUGAGCGGGAGGUACUGCGGUUGAAAUGUGAGGGGAGAUCCAGCAGGAAGCGAAUCGUGACUGCAAAUUCUGCACACAGAUCACUAACCACCGGCGAGGAUGGAAGACUGACAAUUUAAAAGAAUAGGGAGGCCAACGGAUCGAGACAUUAAUCACCUGUCAAAUUUUUUUUGACAAUGACAACGUCAGAACGUGCAUUUUGAAGGUAGCUAGCAACGAUGCUCGCAUAGCUUGCUAUCUGUCUGGGGACUGACAGCGAAGUCACAGGGCUGCGGAGAGCUCGGAAAAAUGAAUAUAGUUCUUGGUGUACUUUCCCUGUCAUUUUUCGACCUCGCCUUUCAUUUUUGCUCGCUAGAUACCCUUACUAGCUACAUUAUCUCUCAGUAGCAAGUGAUCUAGCUGUUGCAUAAGGACGGUGUGGCGCAUAAAAUACUGUAGCCAGGAAAAUACAACCACGUUAGCUAGAGAGUGGCUUGUAACUACAGCAACCAAUUGACUGACAGCCUGUCAACAGCUUUGACGUUAGUGCAGAUGUUUGUGCCAGUAAGGUAAUUUGAACGGGGAUGGAUUUUUACGGUCAGAUUUGAACACAAUGUCAGCAGCUAUGAAAUUCAAGUUUUCAAAGGAAAUGCGAGGAAGACUCCAAUAAAGUUAGCUAGCCUAGCGUAAGUUCGCUAGCUAGAAGCAUAUCUAACGUUAGCUAGCUACAGUAACUGUGAAACACAUUUCAUUUGUUUUUUUCCCACGUGAGAAUAUGAAGAGAACCGAAAAUAAAAACAAAAGAAAACUCAUUCCGGACCAACAAGGACAAAGCGGGACAGCGGAGAAAGAUGAGUUUGCUGCGCCCCCUCCCCUGUUGUUCAGGAAGAUGAGUAACCCUGACUUGUCCCCCGCCGCCAACAAUACCAAACUACACCGACAGCUCAGCCAGAAUGAUGGCCGCACACGCCGUAGCAGUAUGGCUAGGACCGGUAAGCAGCGUCUGCCCCUGUCCAGCAGUAUGCACAGUGGGGUGAGUAAGCUAGCCUGGCAUCCUCCUGUAGAACCCCCCAACAAUCUGGUCCGCAUGAGGAACCAGUCCCUGGGCCAGUCUGCACCAUCACUCACUGCAGGACUGAACAUCAAAGCUACAGCACUUGUCACCAUGUACAGCCUGGUCUCAUAG